AUGGUCUUCGUCACGCUCAAGUACAUCAUCAUCGGCGACUCGGAGGUCGGGAAGAGCUCGCUGCUGCUGCAGUUCACCGAGCAGACGUUCGUGGGCACGCAUGACCUCACGAUCGGCGUCGAGUUUGGCGCCAAGCUCCUCGACCUCGACAGCCGCAAGGUGAAGCUCGAGAUCUGGGACACGGCCGGGCAAGAGACGUUCCUCUCCAUUACGCGCUCGUACUAUCGCGGCGCCGACGGCGUCCUCCUCGUGUACGACAUUGGCAAGCGCGAUAGCUUUCUCCAUCUCGGCCGGUGGCUGCAAGAGUGCCAGCAAAACUGCAUGAACUCCGGCCUCGAGAUCAUGGUCGUCGGCAUGAAGGCCGACUUGCCGCCCGAGCAGCGCCAAGUGUCAUCGAACGAGGCCGCCGAGUGGGCGGCGCGCCAUGGGCUGCACUUUAUCGAAGCCUCGGCCAAGACGGCGCAGAACGUCGAGAAGGUCUUUGUCGAGACCGCGACGACCAUCCUGCGCAACUUUGACGCGGCGAAUCCGAGCCCGGGGCCGCCCAGCGUCGCUAAGAUCUCGCUCAACGACAAGGUUGCGCCCGUCAAGCCGCCGACCGAGUGCUGCUAA
Messenger RNA from Saprolegnia diclina VS20, 612 nucleotides. RefSeq names its product rab family, other. Gene Ontology annotation, molecular function: GTPase activity; GTP binding. Gene Ontology annotation, cellular component: Golgi apparatus. The transcript has a single exon. The record is from RefSeq and is a predicted model, not a curated record. The coding region runs from base 1 to 612 and encodes 203 amino acids. NCBI's taxonomy places the organism in Eukaryota, Oomycota, Saprolegniomycetes, Saprolegniales, Saprolegniaceae.